AUGGUAAACAUGACCGUCUACUCCGAAGUCAAGAGACUCUACUCGUCUUUACAAGAGAUGGUUGGCCUACGUCGCAGGAAGCGCCAACUUCAAAUCGUACUCCGAACCUUCGACUUCAAAAGAGAAGCCACCAUCAUCCCCGGCCUAACCGAAGACGAAAUCUCAGUCCUCCGCGAAAAAGCAGCCGCCUCCCGCCUCGGCAUCGCCCACGCCGACGCCUACACCGACACCCUCCUGCCCCUCCCCGCCCACCACCACCCACUCCGCUCGCGCGCCAGCGGGCCCCUCUCCCUCUCCCCCUCGAUGGCGCCGACGGGUCCGCCGCGCCUGUCCAUCCCCAUCCCUAUCCCCGGUGGUAAUCCCUCGCGCCAGGGGUCUGGGUCUUCGUCGCUAAGGAGUAGUAGCACCGUUGGUACGGGCCCCGGUGCGUUGGGGGGGAUGUUGGGUGUUGCUGGUGGUGGUGGUGGGGGUGGGGCGGAGCGGAUGUCGGUGUCGAUGAAUGAUUUGGAUCUGUUGCUGUUUGGGAACCCGUCGGGGGUUUCGCAUGUCGGGGCAGCGCCGGCGGCGCCGGAGUUGGUGAUGCCGCCCCUUGGGCCGGUGGUGUCGUCGGUUGCGGGGUCGGCGAUGACGGUGUCGCCGUUGGAGUUGGAUGAUGGUGUGACGGGGGGUGUGGAUUGGGGGAUGGAGUUUGAGUUUCAGAUGGGCAGUCCGGUUAGUCCGCUGUCGCCGGCUUCGAGGGGGAAGAGGGGUGUGUGAGGGUUGUGAAGGGUGGGCUGGAAUGGUUCGUUGGUUUAUGUCGUUUGCGGGGUGAGGUGGGAGGAUGUUUCGUUAUGUUGGUUAAGUUGUUGGUUUAUGGCCGAGGGGGGGUUGGAUAAUGUACUGGGAACCAAAAAGCGUUGGGUUUAAUGAAAGGUUUGUGGACGGAGGGGAGGGUCGUAUGAGCAGGUCGGAGCUUAUGCUGUUGCUGAGUGCAGGCAUUUGGCUUGGUAACUUAAUUCCAAAAACAUCAUCAUCAACAGUACUAGAGAAAAUAGAGCGUU
Molecule: messenger RNA, 1040 nt
Organism: Chaetomium fimeti
Lineage: Eukaryota; Fungi; Ascomycota; Sordariomycetes; Sordariales; Chaetomiaceae
Exons: 3
Coding region: 1-756 (251 amino acids)
Source: RefSeq, a predicted model, not a curated record